Molecule: messenger RNA, 3304 nt
Organism: Alligator sinensis (Chinese alligator)
Lineage: Eukaryota; Metazoa; Chordata; Crocodylia; Alligatoridae
Gene: MSANTD3
Product: Myb/SANT DNA binding domain containing 3
Exons: 2
Coding region: 46-870 (274 amino acids)
Source: RefSeq, a predicted model, not a curated record
UUUAUUUUCAUAGGAUAUUUGGCUUCCUGGAGAAAAAAGUAGAAAAUGCAAAACGAAAUAAUAAAGCCUGCUAAAUACUUCUCUGAAGUGGAAAAGAGUGUGCUACUUGCAUUAGUUGAAAAGUACAGAUAUGUACUUGAAUGUAAAAAAAGUGAUGCAAGAACUAUUGCAUUGAAACAACGUACUUGGCAAGCACUUGCCCAUGAAUAUAAUUCUCAGCCUAGUGUGUCACUAAGAGAUUUCAAGCAGUUAAAGAAAUGCUGGGAAAAUAUCAAAGCACGGACAAAAAAGAUAAUGGCACAUGAAAGACGGGAGAAAGUAAAAAGAAGCAUUAGUCCUCUUAUAAAUACUCACAUCAUAGGAAAAGAGAAGAUUGCCAGCAUGAUGCCUGAGCAAAUGUACUUUUUACAGAGUCCGCCAGAAGAAGACUUUGAAUAUCAGCCUGAUACUUCUAACCAAGUAUCAUUUGUUGUUUCAAAUAAAGAACUAUGUGAUGAAGAGAGAGAAUUGGUACAUUUCCCAGUAUGUGAAGGCACCUCUCAACCUGAGUCGUCCUAUUCAGAUGUCAGAAUAGCAACAGAUAAAAACUACAGAAGUAAAGCCACUCAGGAAAGUGCUUUGAAAAAGAUGCAAGAGGAAGAACAUCACCAGCAAAUGUCAAUUUUACAACUACAGCUGAUACAAAUGAAUGAAGUGCAUGUGGCAAAAAUACAACAAAUUGAAAGGGAAUGUGAGAUGGCUGAAGAGGAACACAGGAUAAAAAUGGAAGUGCUAAAUAAAAAGAAAAUGUAUUGGGAGAGAAAACUCCAAACCAUCACAAAAGAAUGGCCUGUAUCAUCUUUUAACAGACCCUUUCCUAAUUCACCCUAGAAUUUAUGGUGACAGAGAUUCAGUCUAAUUGAGCACAAGAUAACUAUGGUAUAUUGAAUUGAGAGUCUGUUAAGAUAAAUGGAAGUUGUAGCAGAAUGGCUGUCCACUCAAUAAUGAACAUUUUUUUUUCCAGCUAGGAAAACAGAUGUGGUGGGGUUCAAUAAGGGCAAAGUCUAGUUCAUUUGUGGGUAAAUGAAAAUUAUUGCCCCCUAUUCGACUUUGAUAUGCACAUUAGUGCAUUUAAAGGAUGAGCAUAAUGUUUCUUUUCUUCAAAUUCCCAGCCACCCAUUUUUACAGUCAGGACAUUCUCUUAGAGUAGACCUUACUUGAAAGUUUUUUGAAAAUGCUCCAAUUCCAGGUUUAGUUGCUUGCUUUCUAGUUUCUUUCUUGUUGGUUGAAAACAAGGGUUGGAGUUGCUUUUUAGUCUUACCCUGGAGAGAGGAGUAAUCCACUGAUAUGCUGGGACAGGGAUGGAGAGAGGAAUUACUCUAUUUUUUUAUUUCCUCUCUGCAGCAGGUAGGUAAAAAUGAAGGACAUCAUGAGGGGACCAUUUCAGUAACUAAUUUGCAGAGGAGAGAAGUCAGACCCUUCAACAAGAUGGUUGAUGGAGAAGAUGCUUAUGUACUGGUCUGCUAGCUGUUGGGGCCAUGACAGAGGAGAAGAGGGAAAAAAAGAACUAUUCUCUCCCAGGAGCUGCUCCUACUUCUGUCUACACCUUGCAGAUGCUAGGCUGGUUAGAAGUAGGAAGCAAACUGCUGCAGCUGCUUCAGUGAGAAGCAGCCUCUAAAGGACACUGUUUACCUGUAGUUGUUCUGGGGAAGAGAAGCUUUGCUACAUUAUGAAAUUCUUGAAAAGCAGUUGGCUACCCAGCCCAUUAGCAGCUUCUUCUUCUACCUUGCAGUAUUAGUCCAUGACCUCAGUAGCCCAAUCAGUGCAUAUGGGCCUUGUCCUCAUUACAAGUGAGGAUUGUGAAUCCUGUUAGUCUCUACACCCCCAUCCCACCCCCAACCAUGCUGCACAGGGCAGGAGGAGGCUGAGGCAGAUUCUCACUUCUUGGUACUAUGUUUUAGCCUAGUAUUUGUGUCAGUGCCUGUGAAUUCUCUCUUGGUCCUGUCCCAUGUGUUAGCCUAAAGCAAUUUCUGCCUCUGCUGUCAGCUAAGGACCACUACUUUGAUGAUUUAUUUGUAUUAGAGUAGGAUCUAGAGGCCCAAACAGGAAUUGGAGCCCAAUUAUGUUAGGUGUGAUACAUAUACAUAAAAGACAGUCCCUGCUCCCAAGUGAAGCCAGGCCUGGAAAAUCAGAAAUAUGAUAGAAAAUCUAAAGUUAUAGAGUACAGGUUUUAGGAGUCUUUUCUCUGAAAAGGUGUUUUGGAGGAGGGGUAUAGGAACAUUUUUAAGGCUUGACAGAACAUGAGCAAAAAUAAUACUCAUAUUUUUUAAGUUAUGAAUCUGAGAAUCCUAUUAUUUUAAAUGUUGUAUUUCACAGAUCUAUACAAUAGCAAUAUUUUCUAAGUUAAAGUGUGGAUGGUACCCUCUUCCGUCCCAGUGGUCCUCUGAUUACAGCCUUUUUUUUCGGAUUUUCUUUCUGGCUUGAGUUUUCAUUUUCACUUUUCUCUGGUUUGUUUUUCUGGCUUCAGUGCAUGCCUGUCAGUUUUGUGCCUGUCAGUUAUAAUGCAGUGGCAGUGAAUGGAGUGAUAUGAACUUUAUCAUAUACGAGAAGCACAACUAAGCUCCUGCAGAAAGACCAAAAAGAAUAGAGGUAAAAUCUAAAGAGGCAAACCUACUGAAUAGGGAAAUUUCAUUUUUUGUGUGGAUUGAACUUUUCUCGUGUAGGAAUGGAGCAUAGAGUUUAAGAGGAGGGAGUAAGGUAAGAGAGUUUUACUUUGGUCCAAAAGAAACAUCAUAAUAAAUGACAGUAUGCAUAAGUCAAUGAGUUGGGGAAUGAAAGAAGAAAAUGUGGUUGGGGAAGGUAAUAUUUUGGUGUAAGGUUUUGAUCUCUGGCUUGGACUGCGUGAUGGUGCUUUCACCUGGUGCAUGCACCAUCUACAUCACCACUGAAAGAGGGUGGAAUGAGGGAUAUGUCAAAUUAUCAUACAAAAUCAUAGAAUAGUAAAGUUGUGAGAGACUUCCUGCAGGACACCUAGUCCAGCCCGCUGCUCAAGGCAGGAUCAUCCCUGAUUAAACUGUUCUAGUCAAGCAUCUGUCUAACCUACUCUUAAACAUCCAAGAAUAGAAAGUCAUAAUCAUUCUUGGUAGCCUAUUCCAAUACUUUAAUAAACAUCUUCCUAAUCUCCAAUGUAAUUUUUUCCUGCUGUGAUUUGGGACCAUUUUUCUUAGUUCUGUCUCUUACAGCAACAGAGAAUAAUCUAGCUCCAUCCUCCUUAUAGCCACCCUUCAAGUUUCAUAGUUUUGUAGACGUUAGGGUUGGAAGGGAC